AUGCCGUACCAAGUGCUGCCGGGCCUCGCCAUCAUCACUGGCAUGUUCACGAUCUCGGGCCUCGCGAUCGGCGGUAAGAAGCUCAUCCUGCGCGACGACUGGGACCGCGCCCUCGACGCCCGGGACAUGCGGUUAAAGGAUCGGAUCCAGUGGGAAGAGAAGCUCAAGGCAGAAGGCAAGUGGCACUAA
Molecule: messenger RNA, 189 nt
Organism: Saprolegnia parasitica CBS 223.65
Lineage: Eukaryota; Oomycota; Saprolegniomycetes; Saprolegniales; Saprolegniaceae
Exons: 2
Coding region: 1-189 (62 amino acids)
Source: RefSeq, a predicted model, not a curated record